AUGGAGAUCCUGGAAUGUGUGACGAUGGGAGAUGGGGUGGGGUAGGGGGACACCCAAUCGCCCUUCAUAUGUCACAGGUUAUAUAGCUCAGUCUGGGUUAACCAGUCCAGGGAGUGCCUCAAAGGAGGAGUGCUGAUGUAAACCAGUUUUAAGACAAAAAAAAAACUCCCAGCUCAGUGUAGGUUUUAACAUGAUGUUAAAGACAUACUUUUACUGUUGAAAAGCGAUAUCCCAAGUAUAAAUACAGUAAAGUACACAUACUAAAGGGUAAAAACUAAGUUUUGUGAAAAUAGUGUUGUAUUUUUUAGACACCACUGCAAACUUCAAGGAGUUGAUCUGAUGGGGAACCUGUGAUGUCAUCGGCCUCCCCCUUUGCUUGAGCAACAAUAGUGGCGCAAUAGCCCACUGGGCCAAAACUGGUUGAAUGAAUAUUUUUCCCACGUCAUUUUAAACAAAACAAAAAAUCAUUGUGAUGACGUUGAUUCAACAUGGAAAAACUGUUUUGGAUUUGCAAAAAAGUCAUCAACGUAAGGGAUUUCGUAUGUUUUUCACCCAAAUUGCAAAUUAAAAAUCCAAUGACAUGGUGAUUUUCUUAUUGUUACGGAUUUCAUGUUGAAUUCAUGUUAGUUGACAACUCAACUAAAUGUAAAUCAAAACUAGACGUUGAACUGACGUCUGUGCCCAGUGCAAGAGAACCAAAGAGGAAAGACCCACCCCCUUGUGCUAUGUCAUGACAUACCUUUUGUUCAGUAAAUCAGGUGUUAAAUGAGGUGAAAAGGAGACUUACGGACAAACUCUGAGCCAGGAGUAAAAUCAACUCAUAAAAGUUUAACUCAGCUGGUAAUCACGACAAUUUUGACGUACCGCAAAGGAAAGAGAGUGAUGAUGCUCAUUGACAUUGUUGCAAAUGAUGGGGGAUAACCAAUCGUGAUGAGGCAUCACCAGCGGUGAACUCUAUAGCACGCUUCAGAUAACCACAGUGAAUGUGACUGGACUGUUAAAACCUUUGAUAUAAUUUUCGCCUGAUACGAUCAGUUUCUUUAUUCUUGCCUAAUAUGUUGGCAUGCAUGAGUUAUUAUUAUUUAUUUAUUAUUUUAUUUAUUUAUUAUGAUAUUUUGGAUAAUGUGAUAGACAUAUUGCAAUCAUACAGUUUGACGGUUGUUAAAAGUAAUUUUUUAAUAAUAAUAAUAAUAUGCCAUUUAGCAGACGCUUUUAUCCAAAGCGAUUUACAGUCAUGCGUGCAUACAUUUUUGUGUAUGGGUGGUCCCGGGGAUCGAACCCACUACCUUGGCGUUACAAGCGCCGUGCUCUACCAGCUGAGCUACAGAGGACCACUCUAUAAAAAUAUAAUAUUACCGUUAUAUCAACACAAUAGCUUGUCACUCUCGUUCAACAACUUUAAAUCACUUUUUGCACAGUACAGUGCCUAUAGAAAGGUUAUACCCCCCCCCCCCCCCCUUGGAUUAAAAUUUAUUUAAUUUUAAUUGUGUUGUUGUUGUAGGUUAUUGUCUGCUGAAAGGUGAAUUCCUCUCUGGUGUAAAGCAGUCUGCUUCAGUCUGCUUUGCCUGUGCUUAGCUCCAUCCCGUUUCUUUUUAUCCUGAAAAACUCCCCAGUAUUUGCCGAUGUCCAGCAUACCCAUACCAUGAUGCAGCCACCACCAUGCUUGAAAAUAAGGAGGCAGUUACUCAGUGAUGUGUUGUGUUGGAUUUGCCCCAAACAUAAGGCUUUGUAUUUAGGCCAAAAAAGUGUAUUCCAUAUUUUUUUCAGUAUUACUUUAGUGCGUUGUUGCAUACAGGAGCAUGUUUUAUUCUGUAUAUUUGUAUUCUUCUUUUCACUCUGUCGUUUAGGUCAUUAUUGUGGAGUAACUACAAUGUUGUUGAUCCAUCCUCAGUUUUCUCCUAUCACAGCCAUUUAACUCUGUAGCUGUUUUAAAAUCACCAAUGGCCUCAUGGUGACAUCCCUGAGCAGUUUCCUUCCUGUCCUGCAGCUCAGUUCAGAAGGACGACUGCAUCUUUGAUGUAUCUGGGUGGUUUAAUACAUAAUCAACAGCAUGAUUAUUAACUUGACCAUGCUUAAAGAUAUAUUCAAUAUCUGAUUUGUUAUUUUUACCCAUCUACCAAUCACUGCCCUUCUUUAUGAGGCUUUCCAAAAGCUCCCUGGUCUUUGUAGUUGAAUCUGUGCUUGAAAUUCAACACUUGACUGAGGGCCCUUACAGAUGUACGUAUGGGGGACAGAGGAAAGGGGUAGUCGUUCAAAAAUCAUGUCAACUCCUAUUAUUUCAAACAGAGUGAGUCCAUGUAACUUAUUAUAUUAUUUGUUAAGCCAAAUUUUACUUCUGGACUAAUUUAGGCUUGUCUGAACAAAAGGGGCGAAUACUUAUGCACCGACUAUAUUUAGUUAUUAAAUGUUUAUUAAUUGGUAAAAAUGUGUAGAAUUUUCUUCCCACUUUGACAUUAUGGAGUAUUUUGUGUAGAUCAAUGACCACAAAAUUACAAUUACAUUUAUUUCAAUCCGACUUUGUAACGCAACAAAAUGUGAAAAAAGUUCAAGGGGGUGCAGACUUUCCAUAGGCACUCUAGGUAUCAAGUCACUUGCCGAUAAUGUUGCAUAGAACGUUAGAACUUUCAAGCAUUAUCACCGAACACAAAGGACAUACAGUGAGGGGAAAAAAGUAUUUGAUCCCCUGCUGAUUUUCUACGUUUGUCCACUGACAAAGACGUGAUCAGUCUAUAAUUUUAAUGGUAGGUUUAUUUGAACAGUGAGAGACAGAAUAACAACAAAAAAAUCCAGAAAAACGCAUGUCAAAAAUGUUAUAAAUUGAUUUGCAUGCAGCAGGGGAUCAAAUACUUUUUUUCCCUCACUGUAGAUGUUGUCAAUUGCACAACUUAUAAUAAUCCCCAACUUUUUUUUAACAACGUGAUAUUCUGCUCCAAACGGAUGGAACUUGAAAUAACACGAUGUAGGUUAAUGAAAGAAUCGAACGGAAAAUAUGAUUAUUUAUUAGCCUAGUGCAGGGGUGUCAAACUCAUUUUAGCUCAGGGGCCACAUGGAGGAAAAUCUAUUCCCAAGUGGGCCGGACCGGAAAAAUCAUGGUAUAUAUAACUUAAAAACAACAACUUCAGAUUGUUUUCUUUGUUUUAAUACGAUCAACAUACAACAUAAAGCUGGAGCCUGAGGACAGUGUGUCCAAAAUAGUACAAGCACAACAUCAUAAAACACGUCAAGUUUAUUUGAAAAUUCUAAAGAAAAAGAACACACAAACACACAAUGCCUCAGUGAUUAACAGAACUGUUUCACAGAUCACAGAACUAUAUCAGGGUGUCAUUUCUCAGGCAGAAAUGUAGAUAAAAAUAAUGAAAUCCUGUUCCCCAAACAAGUGCAAGAACCACAGAGUCAAGAAUAGGUUAAAUAUACAAAUAAAAUAAAAUCAAUUAAAAACAAUAGCACAUCAACAUAAAAACAUAUAAACAUAAAGCUGGAGCCUGAGGACAGUGUCCAAAAGCACAACAUCACUAUUAAUCAUAAAACACCUCAAGUUAUUUGAAAGUUCUGAUGACAAAGAACACACAAACACACAAUGCCUCAGUGAUUCUCAGAAGUAUAUCACAGAUCACAGAACUAUAUCAGGGUGUCAUUUCUCAGGCAGAAAUGUAGAUAAAAAUAAUGAAAUCCUGUUCCCCAAACAAGUGCAAGAACCACAGAGUCAAGAAUAGGUUAAAUAUACAAAUAAAAUAAAAACAAUUAAAAACAAUAGCACAUCAACAUAAAAACAUAUAAACAUAAAUCUGAAAGCGUUGCUCAAACUCCCGUAACAGUCCCGUUAUUUUAUCUUUGAACCGCUUCAUGUCUGCCACAUGUUGGGUUGCACACACAUUUUUCAGACAGGGGAAGUGAGCUGCAUCACCACCGGCAAGUUGCGUCUCCCACAAUGACAGCUUCAACUUGAAAGAACGUAUGCUGUCAUAAUACUGCGUGACAACUUUGUUGUGCCCUUGCAGCUGUUUGUUCAAGUUAUUCAGGUGCUCUGUAACAUCCACCAUAAAUGCAAGGUCCUGCAUCCAUUCUGCGGAAUUAAAUUCUAACACUGGUUUGCCCUUUUCUUCCAUGAACUGUUCAAUUUCUUCUCAUAAAUCAAAGAAACGCCUCAGCACAGCACCUCGGCUUAACCAUCUUACCUCAGUGUGGUAUGGCAGGCCAUAGAUGUGGUCUUUCUCUCUGAGAAGGCUGUCAAACUGACGGUGAUUCAGGCUUCUGGAUCGGAUGAAAUUAACAGUUUGGAUGACCACCUUCAUGACGUUAUCCAUCUUUAAUGACUUGCAACACAAAGCCUCCUGGUGCAAAAUACAGUGAAAAGUCAAAAAAUCACGUCCUCCAUUUGCAGAUUGCACUUUCUCUCUGAACUUUGUCACAACGCCUGCUUUUUUUCCCGAUCAUUGAGGGCGCACCAUCUGUAGCCAGGCUGACAGCGCGGGACCAGUCCACUCCGACCCUGUCCAGCGCGCCGACGAGUGCGGUAAAAAUAUCAGCUGCUGUCGUUGUAUCUGUCAUCGGCACCAACUCCACAAACUCCUCGGUGACGGUCAAUGUGUCAUCAACUCCGCGGAUGAAAAUGGCCAGUUGUGCAACAUCUGUAAUGUCCGUGCUUUCAUCAAUUGCAACCGAAAACGCAAUAAAUGACUUUACUUUUUGCUUCAACUGGCUGUCCAAAUCCACUGAAAGAUCGGAAAUCCUGUCUGCAACUGUGUUUCUUGUCAGGCUGAUAUUUGCAAAAGCCUGCCGCUUUUCAGGGCACACAAUCUCCGCUGCCUUCAUCAUGCAUGUUUUUACAAAUUCACCCUCACUAAAUGGUUUUGAAGCCACUGCGAUUUCAUUAGCAAUGAGGUAGCUAGCUUUCACUGCAGCGUCACUGAUGUCUCGGCUGUGAGUAAACACAGACUGCUGUUUCUUCAGACCCGCCAACAGUUCAUUCACCUUCUCUCAUCUCCGCUGUCCUUGAAAGUUGUCAUAUUUGUCGGCAUGAAGACUCACAUAGUGGCGACGAAGGUUAUAUUCUUUCAGCACUGCAACAUGCUCUGAACACACCAAACAUACAGCUUUCCCAUUCAAUUCCGUGAAUAAAUAGGAUGACAAUUUUCUUGGAACACUGCACUCUGCGUCCACUUUUCUCUUUUUUGACAGAGACAUAUUGGGGCAAUGAGGGUGCCAAAGCACAUAAUGUUAAAAGUAGAAGCCGUAAUAAAUAUCGCGGGCAAAACAAAGUAGCUCAUUGGCUGCAAGUGCUUGACCUACUUGCUCUGCCCCGGUAUAAACAGUUUGCUUGCUUAACACAAUUGCUAUUGCGCCAUCCAGUGGACGCAAUUGGAACAGCAGUUUAUUUUAUUGAAAAAUUGCAGCGCAUUUUUAUACUUUACAAAAUUAUUAUUAUUAUUAUUAUUAUUAGUAGUAUUUUUUUUCAAAAUCAUCUCGCGGGCCGGAUGUUUGACACCCCUGGCCUAGUGGUUGUAAUUAUUUAGGCAUAUCAUGUAAAUUUAGGCGUCAUGUAAAAUCAUUGUAAAAAGCACAAGAGAUACUGUUACAUGUAGGUGUAGAUUAUUUAUGGGUUGAUCAUAGAAAUAUUUAAACGUUAUUUCAACUCCAACGAAAUUGCAUGUGAUGCAGGAACCACUGAGUCACUGCCCUGUUCUAUAAUCAAGAUACCUGCUGGUUCGGACAGCAGCUCUUGAGGUCUCCUAAAUAUCUGUCGACUAGGUGGGACUCUUGUUAUGACUAAAGAGGCUUCAUGAAUAGCUUUUAUUUUUAACCUUUAAGAGUAGGUAGUAAGACGGCAGGUGGCUUAGUGGUUAAGAGCGUUGUGCCAGUAACCGAAAGGUCGCUGGUUCUAAUCCCCGAGCCGACUAGGUGAAAAAUCUGUAGACGUGCCCUUCGCCCUAAUUGCUCCUGUAAGUCGCUCUGGAUAAGAGCGUCUGCUAAAUGACUAAAAAUAAAAAAAUAAGACGUCUUUAUUCUCAGCACGUAUGACCAAUUUUCUACUCUUUCUGGAUAUGGCCCCUGGUAAUGGAAUACUGGUCAAUAGGUUGUAAUAGUAUACUUUUUUGUUCACAAUCAAGACGUCUUUGUGUUUAUAGAAAAUGUUUCAGAAUUUUUCUUUCUCUUUUGAAGACGUGUAGAUCAGUUAUUUACUAUUCUCUUGGGUUAAACUUUCAGGCAGCAAAAAGUCAAGACUUUACAAGGGGUUUGUAGACGAUCACUAGCGACUGUAUAUUACAUUUUGUUGGACACAAGCAAUUAUUUUCCGCACGUGCAGGCAUUUAUGCAUUCAGCUAUAGUAUAGUCUAACAUUUCAAACAAAGGAAAACACUAUGAGGCUAGAUAUACGUGCAACAGGUGGUCCACUGACUGUUAUGAUGAACCACUGACUGUUAUGAUGAACCAGUGACUGUUAUGAUGAACCACUGACUGUUAUGAUGAACCACUGACUGUUAUGAUGAACCACUGACUGUUAUGAUGAACCAGUGACUGUUAUGAUGAACCAGUGACUGUUAUGAUGAACCAGUGACUGUUAUGAUGAACCACUGACUGUUAUGAUGAACCAGUGCAUGACACCAUAUUUCUAUUUCAGAGUCAUUGUUUUUUCAGGUGAUGAAGGCCAUUCGACCAAAACUGUUUUAAAAUCGUUGUUCAAUAAACUCUUAGGGCCGGUUUCCCGAACAGAGAUCAUGCCUAGUCCUGGACUAAAAAGAGAUUCUACAUUGAAAGUGCUUUUUAGUCCUAAUAUUGAGUUGCACCCCCCUUUGCCCUCGGAACAGCCUCAAUUCGUCGGGGCAGGGACUCUACAAGAUGUUGGAAAGCGUUCCACAGGGAUGCUGGCCCACGUUGACUCCAACGCUUCCCACAGUUGUGUCAAGUUGGCUGGAUGUCCUUUGGGUGGUUGACCAUUCUUGAUACACACGGGAAGCUGUUGAGCGUGAAAAACCCAGCAGCGUUGCAGUUCUUGAUACAAGCCGGUGCGCCUGGCACCUACCGUACCCCGUUCAAAGGCACUUAAAUAUUUUGUCUUGACCAUUCACCCUUUGAAUGGCACACAUACACAAUCCAUGUCUCAAUUGUCUCGAGGCUUAAAAAUCAUCAUCAGUAAGGGAUCAUAGCUUUCACCUGGUCAGUCUAUGUCAUGGAAAGAGCAGGUGUUCAUCAUGUUUUGAACACUGUGUGUGUGUAUAUAUGUAUCUCAUAAAUGUAUAUGUAUCUUGUUUCCUUUCUUUCAAGUCCCAAAGAUGAGUUAUCCAGGUUACCCUCCCUCAGGCGGCUACCCUCCCCAGGCAGGUGGUUACCCCCCACAAUCAGGCGCAUACCCCCCCCAAGCUGGAGGUUACCCGCCCCAAGCCGGAGGUUACCCUCCCCAGGCAGGGGGCUACCCUCCCCAAGCAGGAGGCUACCCUCCCCAAGCCGGAGGUUACCCGCCCCAAGCCGGGGGCUACCCUCCAGGAGCCGGGGGCUACCCUCCAGGAGCCGGGGGAUACCCUCCAGGAGCCGGGGGAUACCCUUCCCAGCAGGCUGGUGGUUACCCUCAACCAGGUGGAGGUUUCCCCCAGGGGGGAGGCUUCCCUCCUCAGGCCGGAGGCUAUCCUUCUAUGCCUCCAGCACAAGGUAAGGGUAUUGCUAAUAUAUUUUUGGGGAUUACAUGACUUUACCCAGAUAAGCACCCCAUUCCAGAGAAGCCUUUAAGUAGCACCUGCACAUCUCAACUCUAAGGCUAUUGCUAUUUGUUUUCAUGGUCGUGCAAAUGUGCGCUUGUUGUGUUUAAAAAAAAAAAAGGUAUACAGGGAAUCUGAGAUGAGACCCUGGUCUGUGACCUUGACACACAAAAGAGUACCUUUUGUGUCCCUGAUAUUUUAAGGAGAAAUUGUUCACCAAUAUUGAAUUUUAAAAGCCUGUUAAAUGAAGUGCCUUUUAAAGACAUGCUCCGGUACUUUGGCGGCUACAAAGUGUAGUUGAGGCAUGCAGAAUUACUGUUUUACCUCAAUUAGCCACGAAAUCCCUAGUUUUUCUGGAAGCUGUGCUGCGCCAUUUUCCCUACAUUUUCCCCCAUGUGGGCCAUCCCCCUAGCACAUUAGAGUUUCAACCCAAUGAGCCUGUCAGCCCCUCGUCAUUUGAGGUGACAGCUAGCAAGAUGCACCAGAGGGAGGGGAGAAGGGAGAGGGAAAGGGAGAGGGAGAGAGGAGAGAGAGAGAGAGAGAGAGAGAGAGAGAGAGGAGAGGAGAGAGAGGAGGAGAUGAGAGAGAGGAGAGAGAGGAGAGAGAGAUGAGAGAGAGAGAGAGAGAGAGAGAGAUAGAGAGAGAUCGCGAUGAGAAGAGAGAGAGCUCACUUCUCAUCGGAGCACCUCGUCGCUCUAUUUCUCUGACUCUCUCUCCUCGCUCUCUCGGCUCUCUCUCCCACUCUCGCUCUCACUCUCGCUGCUCGAGCUGCAUCUCUGAGGGGAGAGGGCGCUUGGUUCUUCUAUUCUUUGUCAUUUUGUGGUGGCAAACUGAGCGACUUGAGCAUAACACGUCAAACCCGUUAUCCAUAGAUAGACAGGCUAUAAAUGUUUGAACAACUUCAAAACAAAUGUUUACGCUUGCAUUCAAUUGGCACUCCCUGUUGCACACAAUACGUUUCCAUUCCCCCUGUCACAAGGGGAUUUAUGGCUGAUUUAAGUUACGUUCAACUCUGUUAUUUAUUUGACACUUAAUAGGCACUUAUUAUAGUAUUUUUGUUUAUUUCUUUAAUCUCUUGAGAUGGGAAAAAACUUUUUUUAAAUUAAAUUGAACAUGUGCUUUUUCUAAGAGAAUGUUAAAAUUAGGUGAAAUCUUAGUAGAUUUUUUUUUACCAAGUUACUUUUCUCAAAAGGCACCGAACUGAUGGAACGAGCCAUAUUUGAAGUGAUCCUGUGUUUUCUGUAUUAAAAUCUACUAAAAGACGCACCACUCAUCGUGUUUGUUCUCUAGGUGGUUGGGGUGGAUCCCCUGCUGGUGGAAUGGUAAAUAUAACUUCCUAUUUUAUACCAAGUAACCAUGAUGACUACCAACAUAUUGACAGCCUCUAAAUCCGCUGGCUCUAUUUACCACGUCAUCUAUACUCCCUGUAACGUGUGUGGAGUCUGUUACCAAGUCAUUAUGUUACAUCUUUUUUUAAAUGUAUGAUAAUAUUUCAGUUUUCAGUUUUUUCCCCACACCAGAUACAAACAUACACAUACUAAAAACAACUUACAGACGCAGACAAACAACAACUACAUCUGCCCAGACCCGCAUGCUCACGCCUCUAUCCCUAGUGCCUGCAUUACUGUUUGCCACAUGGUCUUACAUUAUACCAACCUGUUUCCCUCGACACAAAUGGCACCCUAUUCCCAUAGGUCUCUGGUCAAAAGUAGUGCACUAUGUAGGGAAUAGGGUGUCAUUUGGGCACAUAACCAGAGUCAGUAAUGUGAUGCCAGCUAAUCAGCUCCUCUUCUCCCUCCAGGCAGGCGGAGGUAUGCCCCAGGGAUACCCUGGCGGUCCUGCUCCAGGUCAACCCCAGGGGUACCCAGGCGGUCCUGCUCCAGGUCAACCCCAGGGAUACCCUGGCGGUCCUGCUCCAGGUCAACCCCAGGGGUACCCAGGCGGUCCUGCCCCAGGACAGCACCCCAUGCCUGGUUACCCUGGUGGAGCCCCGGCCCCCAACCCCUCCAUGCCAGGAUACGGAGGUGGUGCUCCGGCUACUCCCUGUUCACCUGCCAUCAACGUGAGAGUCUCUAAAUGUUGUUGUCUUUAACAUGAAAUCAUCAACCCUGUUACUCUGUAUUACAUUUUAUUUACAUUAUGCUUUUUCCCUAACAUGCUUUACAAAAUGUUUCCUUGUUUCAGUACUUGCUUGCUUCGGUUUCAGUAUUUCCAUGCUUCAGUUUCAGUAUUUGCUUGAUUCCAGUAUUUUCUUGUAUUUGUCAUUAGAGAGGCUAUAGGGGUGUGAUUAAGGACCACCCAGGUGCUGACCCUCUGAGGGAUGUGGAAGUCCUCCGCAAGGCCAUGAAGGGCUUUGGUCAGUAGUUCAUCAUUCUAGACAUUCACUUAUAUCACGGAUAGAUGUAUGUAGGAGUUAAUGAGAUUCAGUACAGAUCUAAUAACACAUUAUUUAGAGAGAUACACAUUACUUAACUGAAGUACCUUCUGGUUAUUUUAUUCAAUUCUGUAAAUCUUCUAUAAAUAUCAACUUUCUAUGGCUAGAUUUGCAUGUGUAGAAUAUUCUACAAUAAACAACACAUUAUUUAGUGACACACAUUCAAUUUACUAUCAGUUAAAGUGGUAAUAAUAAUAUUAACAGAUUAUUUUCAACAGGCACGGAUGAGGCAGCUAUAAUUGAGCUUCUUGGGAGUCGCACAAACAAGCAGAGGGUUCCCAUGGUUGCAGCCUAUAAAACCACUUAUGGGAAGGUGAGGUUUACACUACAGUAAUGACGUUGUGUUGUUCCUUCUAUUGUUGGAGUUCAAUGAACACCAUAUUAAGAUUAAAGAUUUUAGAUCACUUUAUUUGUCCAAUUGGACAUAAGGUACAACGGAAAUUGGAUUUCUGCUUUAUCCCAACCCCUCCGAAAGACAUACAUAUUUAUAUAUAUAUAUACAGGUUAGAGCAGUGGACUGCCACACUGGGCGCAGUGGAGCGGUUGAUAUGGAAGUGCCUUGCUCCAAUGCUCUGGUCUAGUAGUGCACUAUAAAGGGCAUACUGUAUCUAGAGUGACCUCUUACACAAUCUUCUAUUUCACAGGAUUUAUUCCACGAUCUGAAGUCCGAGCUGACUGGGAACUUUGAGAAGCUGGCUAUUGCCAUGUUGCAGACGCCAACCAAGUUUGAUGCAUCUCAACUCAAAGAAGCCAUAUCGGUUAGUGGGGCUUUUAGUCACUCUUCUCUACACCGGGGUCAUGUUCAUUUGAGAAAAACGUAGCAUAACAUUUUUUAAUUGGAAAACAGCUGAAACAAGUUAUUGGAGUUAAUAUAUUAUUGGACAAGUUCUGAUCGUACCUCCCCCACUUCAGUCCGUUUUGGAGCGUUUUCUUCCUACUGAACACUACCCAGAUUAUUUCACUCUUUAUAUUGGGCGUCUUUUCCAGUGUCUUUAGUGAGUCAUCUCAGUAAGGAACAGAAAGAAAAGCUCAAUUUAAAGACCGUAGAUGUCAGGCAUGUUGGGGCGUGAAUUGUACAUCGCUCAUACAUUGUCCAAAAUUAAUUUAGCUUUCUGAAGGCACUUUAUAAAGAAAAUUUCGCUUUUGAUUGUAGACAAUCAAUCUUUUUUGUCUUCAGGAUGAUUCUCAGUCAUUUGAUUAGUACAUUGUUUUACUAGUACCCUACAUGUUGCCUUUAUUCCAUCCACUGUACAACCCGUUUUGUUCUCUGGACAGGGUGCAGGUACCGAUGAAGCAUGUCUGAUUGAGAUCCUGUCAUCUCGCUCCAACGCAGAAAUCAGAGAAAUCAAUCAAAUGUACAAAAACGGUAAGUGUCUGCCCGUCUCCGAAGCACAGCAUUUCAGCCAUAUUCUGAAACACACAGCAUUUCAAUUCACACUCUGAAACAAAGCAUUUCAGUUUAAGUCAUACAACAAAUGUGUCUUAGCUAUGUUGAUACAUUUUGCACCGUUUGUGUGUUGGGGAUGCACCAAGACACAUUUACUUGUAUGAUGAACUGAAAUGCUUUGUGUUUCAGAAUAUGGCUGAAAUGCUGUGUUUGAGAGUAGGGCUGAAAUGCAGUUUGUUUCAGAAUAAGAGUGAAAUGUUGUUUCAUUCAGAGUAUCAAUGAAAUGCUGCGUGUUUCAGAGUAGGGCUGAAAUGCGGUUUGUUUCAGAAUAAGAGUGAAAUGUUGUUUCAUUCAGAGUAUCAAUGAAAUGCUGUGUGUUUCAGAGAAUCAAUUACAUAUUUUUUUUUUUUUUUUUUAAAUCUUUAUUUUAACAGGGAAAAACUGACUGAGACCUGGAUCUCUUUUACGGCUGUGCCCUGUGUAAACAUGUUGACAUGUACAGUUUUAGACAUACAGACAAGAACAUUUCAAACAUACAAAACAAAAAGCACAAUUCAACAGAAACAAUCACAGACAACAUCAUAUUGAUCCUCCAUAACAUUUUUAAAAUGGGCAAGGGACACCAGAGUGUCUAACUUAAGUUGGAUCUGCAGUUUGUUCCAUAAAUAAGGUGCAAAGGAACUGAAGGCAGUCCUACCCAACUCUGUGGAGACCACAGGAGUCUCUAAUGUAAUCCACAUCUGUGAUCUGGUUUUAAAAUUAGUAUAUCUAGUGGAAAUUAAUGAUGAUAUAUAUAUGGAGGUAGUUUUAAAAGAAGUGCUUUAUAAAUAAACAAGAGAGCAUGUUGCUCUCGCCUCACAGAUAGAGAGGCCCAACCCACAUGUUGAAAUAGGAAACAGUGAUGAGUUUUGUAACUAUCACCCGUGAUAAACCUGAGUGCACAAUGGUAAAUAGCAUCCAGUGGUUUCAAUGUGUUUGCCGAUGCAUGCAUAUAGAUAAUAUCACCAUAAUCUAAAACGGACAUAAAAGUAGCCUGCACAAUUUGUUUUCUAUUUACGGAGGACAGACAAGCCCUGUUUCUGUAAAGGAACCCUAUCUUGAAUUUGAGUUUUUUUCCCAAUUCAGUAACAUGUUUUUUAAAAGAAAGCCUAUCAUCUAACCACACCCCUAAGUAUUUAUAUGCAGAGACCUGUUUGAUUUGAGUACCAUCCAAGCUAGUGAUUACAAAAGUGUUUCUAAUUGAGAGUUUAGACCUAGAAAAAAACAUGACAUUUGUUUUCUUAGCGUUUAAAACAAGUUUAAGCUGUAAAAGAGACCCCUGUAGUAUCCAACUGCAUUAAAGCUUGGUCCGCUGUUGGAGCAAUAGAGGACAUCACUGUGUCAUCUGCAUAUAAAUGGAAUUUACAAUAUCUGACAUCAUCACCAAUGUUGUUUAUAUAAAGUGAGAACAAUAGUGGGCCAAUUAUUGAACCCUGAGGGACCCCUUGAAGUAACUGUAAGGGGUCAGACUUGACCACGUCGACCAUGACGGCCUGAGUUCUAUCUUUAAGAUAGUCAUAAAACCAUCGACAGGCAUCAGUGCCCAGUCCUAUAGAUGACAGCUUACUCAAAAGGAUAGCAUGGUCUACAGUGUCAAAUGCUUUUGACAAAUCUACAUACAACGCAGCACAGUGCUUUCUAUCAUCUGAGGCAUUUGCAAUAUCAUUUACAACAAGCAUAGUGGCUGAGAUGCUGUGUGUUUCAGAGUAUCAAUGAAAUGCUGUGUGUUUCAGAGUAUGGUAAGAAAUUGGAGGAUUCCAUCAUUAACGACACCUCAGGACAUUUCCGUAGACUCCUCGUCUCACUCUGUCAGGUAACUGUUUGUUGAUAUGUUAUUAAUGGGUUUUUUAAUAUGUUGAUUGAUAUGUUAUUAAUCGUUAUCAUUGAGUAACGGCUUUGAAAGUGAAGGCCAAAGCUGAUUUUAAUUAUGGCAACCUCCCCAGUACUCAACAUAAUUGGUGCUCCUAUGGGCUCUGGUCAAAAGUAGUGCACUAUGUAGGGAAUAGGGUGCUGUUUGGGACGUAGCCUCAGACAGGAAGUGGCUAGAGUAGAUGUUUAUCUUGAGAGGUGCGAUAUUUGGUUUCCUGAGUCUUUUUAAUCUUAGCAUUUCAGAAUUGUUAACAAAACUUAAGGAUAAUAAUAUUUGUAGCCAUCAGAUAGCCAAUGGAAAGUGCAAGAGCACCAAUUAUGUUGAGUACUGGGAGGUUGCCAUAAUUGAAAUCAGCUUUGGCCUUCAAAGUCACACUGUAUGGGGAAUAGGGUGCCCAUUUGAGACAUACACUCUUGAGUCAGGAAGUAAGAACUACUAUAAAGAUACCCUUGAAGUUUUAUGGAAGCAAUUACAGCAAUUGGGGAGGAGAAGUUUACAGUUUCCAUGCCUCAAAUUCCUUCCAAGAUGCCAGUAUUCCUCUGUUAAUAAUUUGUAAGGGUUUUCCAGAUUUUUGCCCCAUGGAAUAAUAUAAUCAGCAUCCCAAGGCUCUGGUCAAAAGUAGUGUACUAUGAUAGAGAGUAGAGCGCUAUUUGAGACUCAUCCAUUCCUUUUGUAGUAAACAAUUUAUUCGCUUCCUGUUUGAAGGGAAAUCGAGACGAGAGGGAACAAGUGGACAUCAACAUGGCCAAACAGGAUGCUCAGGUGAACACUGUUUCUUGUUCUGCUAAUAUAAUACUUUUUUUUUACUGUUUUAAAGAUCUAUUUGAUGCCACAAUAGUGCUGAUAUACCCCGUAGGCUAACAGGAAAGGGGACAUUAUCUACGGCUGUCAGUUAUUUAUUUAAAAAAUUUCAAAUUGGAAAAUAUUGGCAGAGAUAUGCUUCUAUAAUCAUAGACAAGCAGUUCAGGACUUAUACUGAUUAUGUUAUGUUAGAAACUGAUCAUGUUAUGUUAUGUUAGAAACGGAUCAUGUUAUGUUAUGUUAGAAACGGAUCAUGUUAUGUUAUGUUAGAAACUGAUCAUGUUAUGUUAUGUUAGAAACUGAUCAUGUUAUGUUAUGUUAGAAACUGAUCAUGUUGUGUGUUAGAAACUGAUCAUGUUAUGUUAGAAACUGAUCAUGUUAUGUUAGAAACUGAUCAUGUUAUGUUAUGUUAGAAACUGAUCAUGUUAUGUUAGAAACUGAUCAUGUUAUGUUAUGUUAGAAACUGAUCAUGUUAUGUUAUGUUAGAAACUGAUCAUGUUAUAUGUUGUUAGAAACGGAUCAUUUUAUGUUAUGUUAGAAACUGAUCAUGUUAUAUGUUGUUAGAAACUGAUCAUGUUGGGUGUUAGAAACUGAUCAUGUUGGGUGUUAGAAACUGAUCAUGUUGUGUGUUAGAAACUGAUCAUGUUGUGUUAGAAACUGAUCAUGUUAUGUUGUUAGAAACUGAUCAUGUUAUGUUGUUAGAAACUGAUCAUGUUGUGUGUUAGAAACUGAUCAUGUUAUGUUGUUAGAAACUGAUCAUGUUAUGUUGUUAGAAACUGAUCAUGUUGUGUGUUAGAAACUGAUCAUGUUAUGUUGUUAGAAACUGAUCAUGUUAUGUGUUAGAAACUGAUAUGUAUGUUUAUGGUUAGAAACUGAUCAUGUUUGUUAGUUAGAAACUGAUCAGUUAUGUUAUGUUAGAAAAGAUAGGUUAUGUAUGUUAGAAACUGAUCAUGUUAUGUUGUUAGAAACUGAUCAUGUUAUGUUAGAAACUGAUCAUGUUAUGUUAGAAACUGAUCAUGUUAUGUUAUGUUAGAAACUGAUCAUGUUAUGUUGUAGAAACUGAUCAUGUUAUGUUGUUAGAAACUGAUGCAUGCGGAGUACAAGUGGGAGUGAGUAGUCAACCUGAUCUGUUAUGAGUAAAACUGAACAGUGGUAUCAUGUUUCAGAGAAACUGAGCAGGUGUAUAUUAUGUGUUCAGGACAAACUGAUGCAGUGUAUGUUGUGUGUUAGGAUAAACACUGAAGUGAUCUCGGGAGACAAACUGGGAGAGGUAUUAGGUUCCAGUUACAACCUGCUAGUACAUAUGUGUUCCAGGAGAAACCCCACCUGAGAGCAGGUAGGUAAUCAUACUGUGUUCCAGGAGUAAACCCCACCUGAGAGCAGGUAGGUAAUCAUACUGUGUUCCAGGAGCAAACCCCACCUGAGAGCAGGUAGGUAAUCAUACUGUGUUCCAGGAGCAAACCCCACCUGAGAGCAGGUAGGUAAUCAUACUGUGUUCCAGGAGUAAACCCCACCUGAGAGCAGGUAGGUAAUCAUACUGUGUUCCAGGAGUAAACCCCACCCGAGAGCAGGUAGGUAAUCAUACUGUGUUCCAGGAGCAAACCCCACCUGAGAGCAGGUAGGUAAUCAUACUGUGUUUAUAUUACCAAGUUCUGUUUCUCUCGAAGGGUUGUAGUUCCUCAUACUAGACGUAUACUAGUAUACUGUUAUGACUGAACAGUAUAUGUCUAUAUUAUCUCAAUACUAUUUCUACACCCCUGCCCAUGGCUAAUUAGUAUAUUAUAACCGUAUUAUGUGUUUAUAACAACCCUGCCUAUGGUUAUAACAACCUUACCACAUGGUUAUAACAACCUUGCCUAUGGUUUUGUUAGCUUGUUAUAACAACCUUAUGACAUGGUUAUAACAACCUUGCCUAUGGUUCUUGUUUCUGCUAGUGUUCAAUGAGUACCAGCAGAUGAGUGGCAGAGACAUCGUGAAGAGCAUCUGCAGAGAGAUGUCUGGAAACGUGGAGGAUGGCAUGGUGGCUGUUGGUAAGUUCAGUAAUAACCAUCUGGUCACUGCAAGGAGAGAACGGUGUCAGUAAUAACCAUCUGGUCACUGCAAGGAGAGAACGGUGUCAGUAAUAACCAUCUGGUCACUGCAAGGAGAGAACGGUGUCAGUAAUAACCAUCUGGUGACUGCAAGGAGAGAACGGUGUCAGUAAUAACCAUCUGGUGACUGCAAGGAGAGAACGGUGUCAGUAAUAACCAUCUGGUGACUGCAAGGAGAGAACGGUGUCAGUAAUAACCAUCUGGUCACUGCAAGGAGAGAACAGUGUGUGACUUAAUUCUCCAAGUUCAGUGACUAUCACCUUUUGGGAUCUGAAAUCCCAUAGCUGUUGAAUGUUUAGAAUCAGGUGAUUCAGGAUCACCCUGAUUUUUUAAAUUGGUUUGAUAUGACCGUGGGUGAGUCCCAAAUGGCACCCCUAUUUCUUAUCUAGAGCACUAGUUUUGACCAGGGCCCAUAGGGCUCUAUACAGGGAAUGGGGUGGCAUUUGGGACUGAGCCGGUAUAAAGGUUAGUCAUGUCUCUACUCUAUGAACUGAAGCCUUGUCUUGUUGUGUUCCAGUGAAAAGCAUCAGGAACACUCCUGAAUACUUUGCGGAGAGGCUGCACAAGGCCAUGGCGGUAAGAAAGAACAACUGUCUCUCACAUCUGACUCUGCUCUGGCUCCACUGGGACCCCCGCGCACUCUGACCCCGCGCACUCUGACUCCGCCGAUGGAAAUGUUCUUUAACCAUGUUUAAGUGUAGCCCUGAGACAAGGCCUGUAGUCUCGAUCACUAUAGUGUCUUAGACAUAUUGUAUUUUCACACACACACACACACAUUUAGACACCAUAGUGACGGCGACCACAAGCCCAUGUUUCAGGCCUAGCACUUACCAGAUGACUAACCAGUCUGUGCUAUGUGUUGUCCCUAGGGGGCUGGGACCAAGGACAGGACUCUGAUUCGGGUCAUGGUGACUCGCUCUGAGGUGGACAUGCUGGACAUCAGACAGGUGUACCAGAAGAACUACGGGAAAUCACUGUACACCGCCAUCUCUGUAUGUACCUUACACAAAAUAAUCACUACAAUUAUAUUGUUGGAAUCAAUCCACUGAUUUUAUGCUAUGGAGAAAGAUUGCUGCCAAAAUGAUGUAAAUUUAAUUAAUAAUACAUUAUGUUAAUUUCUUGUUUUAUCUGAUGGAAAAAUGAUGCUGUUUUAACAUGCUGUGACUUGUAUGUGGGUUUUUAUUUUUAUUUCAUCUGAUAGGGUGAUACCUCUGGGGACUACACGAAGCUGCUGCUGAAACUGUGUGGUGGAAGUGAUUAGAGGUAUAUGAAGACAUCAUCUAUAUAUAGCAGGACAGUGAAGUCAUAGAAUUAGAAUGAGAAUCAUAGAAUCAGAGGUGCUAUGGUUACCUCAUUCUGAUUCUAUGAUUGUAGUAGUCCAUAAGAAUGUACCAGACAGGAUCCUAUAUCAACCUGUGAUGCAUGUAGUUAUUUUUGCCAAAUUUGUGUCUCACACCAUAAUGUGCUGGGUGAUAUAUGCAGGAUAAUUACUUUAUUUGCUGCAUAUGCAAUCAGUUAUUGUUAUUAUGUAGUCUUGAUUCAUUUUCAGGAGUUAUUUUUUUAAUUGUGAUAUGUGUAAUCAUAUUUCAUGUUAUCAGGAUAAUAUAAUUUAAAAAAAUAUAUAUAGUACUUUAAUUUACAAAUUAUUAUAUUAGCUUAGUGCCAAAUACUAAAUGUAUAUGAAUAUUUCUGGAUUUGUGUCAACACGUGCAAAUAUUUUAGGAGAUAUAGAUACUUAAGGUAUUUAAAAUUGAGUAUCUUAGAGCUUUAUUGCUGACUGCUAUAUUCUAUGCAAAUUACCACCGUGUUUCAUUUAAAAUGAAAGCCAAUGAUAAUGAAAUAUCACCACACAAAGCUGGUAUUUUUUUUUCUCUUAUUGACACCUUUUAAUAAUUUUGGUUAUUAUCCAUUGCUUGUUUCCCAGAUUUAAACACAAUGUUGCCUUUUUAUGCUGCGUACCCAAAGCCGCCAUGGCAUGCAACUCUUUCAAUGUUUUUUUGUUUUUGUUGCCAAAACUGAAAUAUUUCAUUAUUUGUUGUCAAUAUUGUUGAAGGAUUUAUUCAUCACAUAGUUAUAUACAGUACACAAACUGUAUACAAUAAUUUGAUGCCAGUAGAGGGCAGUUUGAACACGCACGUGAAAUUGGCAACGGGUCCACUGAGGCAUUGUAACUGCAAUAUUAUAUAACUAUAUACCAGUACCACGUUUGUAACUUGUCACAAUGGCCCAAAAGUGCUGCCUUCGUAAAUGUUAGUUAGUACAUGAGAAUCAUUUCAUUGUUGUAAUGUUCACCCACAGGCUUAUGAUGGUGUCAUUCGUGUCAAUUAAAAAUAUUUUGACUGGCUAUGAUUUAUUGUUUCAAUAAUGAGAUUUUUGUGCUUCCUAACAUUGAUUGUCAUAGCCUGAGUGCUAGUCU
This is a messenger RNA of Coregonus sp. 'balchen', 18728 nucleotides long. Lineage: Eukaryota; Metazoa; Chordata; Actinopteri; Salmoniformes; Salmonidae. The record is from the annotation of a GenBank genome assembly.